GAAAGAAAAGAAAUAAGUAGCUGGAAGCGUUUUUAUUGAAAAACAAACGACAACUUUUAUGUUUGUAAAACUUCCGUCUUCAUCAUUAUGGAAUGCUAAGUAAAAACGAUUAAUUUCUAACAAUAAGUUUCUAAUAAUUCCAGGAAAACUCCUUACCAUACUUUUCGGAAGUCUCUUCCAUUAUAAAAUUUCCAAAUAAACUGAGAAUCAAGUAAUCAAAGAAUAUUAGUUUUCUUUUAAUGAAAUGUAUGAAAACUUUUGCAGCCCUUUGUAAGCAGUUCACUUUUAAAGUUAAAGUUUACAUUUUUGAACAGCAAUGGCCAACGAAGAAAGGUAUACGAAAACCAAAAAUUAUGUAAUGCAGCUAAUAGGUGAUAAGUAUGAUUUGGAAAAAUUGAAAAACUUUUUUAAAGGAGAUAUAGAUUCACCAAGAACUUUAAAAAAAAUUAGAGCAAUUAAAGAUUUAAUUACUGUCUUAGAAGAAAGAGAUUGUCUAAACUAUCAGAGUCCUAUGCCUUUAUUUUAUAUUGGUGAAAUUUUAGAAAAUGAAGUCAUUAAAAAAGUAAUACAACUUUAUAAACAAUGCUAUCUUGAAGGCCAAGCUAUUGUAUGCCUUUGUGGUCAGAAAGUUGACUAUUGUCCUUCUUCUUCAUGUUUACAACUGGAAGGAAAUUGUUCUCAAAAAAGUUCUUUGAGAAUUAAUUCUUCAAACAAUGAUCUGAUGGAUGCCAUAAAAAAUGUAGCAGACCAAAUUGAUUUGAAAUUUUGGAGAGUUUUAACUAGUCAGCUGAAAGUAGAAGAGGGUAUUAUCGAUGAAAUUUAUGAAACAUAUCCUAAAGAUCCAAAGAAACAAGUUUUAGCAGCUAUGGAAUAUUGGAUGAAAAAUGAAAAAGAGAAUGCCACCGUUGAACAGCUAGACAAAGCUUUGGAUGCCCGACUCUGUAAAAGGAAAGGCAUUGGAUCCCACCUUCGUAAGCCUGUAGUGAAACUUUGUUUAUAAGAAAUGUUUAUUGUUUGUGGUUUAAUUUUAUUGAUGAAUGAAUGACUUCUGUGUUAUUGAAACUCUAAAUUCUUAAUAAAAAAAACUUUGCUAAGUUAGCUCUUUAGUUCUGUGGCAGAACUUUUUAGGGUUUUCUGCGACAUAACACUCUAAUACUAAUAUUUUUCUGCAAGAUACUUUUAAAAAUUACAAAUAUACAUGUUACUAAAUGAAAGUAACAAAAGCAUCAACUUCAAAAAAAAAAAAAAGAAACUUUUUGGAUCAACAAAUAAAUUGUUUUAAUUAAAUAUGUAAUAUUUUUUAUGCUAAUAUUAUGGACUGUAUUCUCACAUUUUGUAGGGAGUAAUCACCCUAAUUAUUUCCUUUUUCGAAUUUUGUAAAUCAUCAUCAUCUCAUUUAAAAAAAAAACUAAAAAAUCGUGAAAUCCUUAGCAGUAAAUCGGACACUUCAAAAAAGGGUUACUGAAUGCUAGUUUUCAUUUCGAGAUUCAGUUGUUGCAAUAAAUAAUGUUGUAUUAAAAAUAUCGGAUUUUAGAACUAUAUGAAAAUCAAUAGUAAUAAUAACUGCAUUAAAAAAGUAAGAACGAAAUUUUCUGCAGAAGAGAGAACCAAAUUUUUUACUUUAUUUUUCAUUGUUCUCAAAUGAGAAUAGAAAAAGCAUUUUUUUCCACUUGGAUGCACGAGAAAGGCAUCUUUUGAAAAUAAUUCUGAUGAAAAGAUAAAAUCUUCCGCAAAUUUCUGCAGAAAAAAAAAACAAAAUUUUUACUUUCCAAAAGAAAAAUCUUUUUUCAAGAGCUCAGUAAUGUUCUGCGACAAUGUCGCCAGGAUUCUGCCACGGGGUUGACAACAUUGCUGUCACUACUAUAGAUCUUCUAGAAUCGUUAUCAUAUCAUUCAAAGCAGUUCCAUUCUCAAUUUA
This is a messenger RNA of Parasteatoda tepidariorum (common house spider), 1917 nucleotides long. The record is from RefSeq and is a predicted model, not a curated record. NCBI's taxonomy places the organism in Eukaryota, Metazoa, Arthropoda, Arachnida, Araneae, Theridiidae.